UUUGUUUGUUUGUUAAUAUUCAAAUAAUAAAAUACUAGAAGAAUCAGACGUGGCCUCCUCCUUUCAGUUCCAGCCUGUUUCAACUUACUUUUCCGCCAAAAAAAGCCCAUUGAAAUUACAGUUUUAUCCAAUUUUCGUCGGAGAGAAUUAGCGGCAGGUCUAUUUCAACCGACCUCUAAUUGAUUCAUCCGCCAUUGUAGCCACUGAGAGUCAGAGAGAUGGCCAUACUUUACGCUUUAGUGGCUCAUGGAUCGGUGGUGCUGGCGGAGAACAGCGCCACCGCCACCAACGCCACCACCAUCUCCAGACAGAUACUCGACAAGAUUCCUGGAGACAGUGACAGCCACGUGUCCUAUUCUCAAGAUCGGUACAUAUUUCACGUCAAACGCACCGACGGUCUGACUGUUCUUUGUAUGGCUGAUGAUACCGCCGAAAGAAGAAUCCCUUUUGCAUUUCUUGAAGACAUUCAUCAGAGAUUUGUAAGAAGUUAUGGCCGUGCUGUUCAUUCAGCACAAGCUUAUGCCAUGAAUGAUGAAUUUUCAAGGGUAUUAAGCCAGCAAAUGGAGUACUACUCUAACGACCCAAAUGCAGAUAGGAUAAAUCGAAUAAAAGGUGAAAUGAGUCAGGUACGAAAUGUUAUGAUAGAGAAUAUUGACAAAGUAUUAGAGAGAGGUGAUCGUUUGGAAUUAUUGGUGGAUAAAACUGCUAAUAUGCAAGGAAAUACAUUCCGCUUCAGAAAGCAAACUCGUCGUUACAGAAGCACUGUAUGGUGGAGAAAUGCUAAGCUCACGGUUGCACUUAUUCUGCUUAUCCUGGUGAUUAUUUAUGUUGUUCUGGCUUUCGUUUGUCAUGGGCCUGCUCUUCCUUCCUGUGUAUAAAUAAAUAUAAUAAUGAGGAUUUGUAAAUAUUUCUUUAGUUCUCCUGCAGCUAGCUACCCUACCAAUGAGUUUUGUUUCAACGAACGGAAUAAUAUUAAUAUUCCUUUUUUAUUCCCGCU
Molecule: messenger RNA, 997 nt
Organism: Mangifera indica (mango)
Lineage: Eukaryota; Viridiplantae; Streptophyta; Magnoliopsida; Sapindales; Anacardiaceae
Product: vesicle-associated membrane protein 711-like
Exons: 4
Coding region: 219-878 (219 amino acids)
Biological process (GO): vesicle-mediated transport
Cellular component (GO): membrane
Source: RefSeq, a predicted model, not a curated record